This is a messenger RNA of Phymastichus coffea, 3830 nucleotides long. It is a transcript of the gene Rox8, whose product is annotated as nucleolysin TIAR. The transcript has 4 exons. Bases 894 to 2084 code for a protein of 396 amino acids. NCBI's taxonomy places the organism in Eukaryota, Metazoa, Arthropoda, Insecta, Hymenoptera, Eulophidae. The record is from RefSeq and is a predicted model, not a curated record. Gene Ontology annotation, molecular function: RNA binding.
GUUAGAUUAGAAGAAUCGGCCAUUUUCUGUGUUAGUCUGACGUGUUGCUGGGUGUUGGCGUUUUCAACGAUAAGUUGUUUCGUUGGUGUACCUGCGAUAGCCGCAGCAAUACACUUACACUAUCAGAGCUUGUCCAAUGUGGAUUGUGGAUUUGAAACCGCGCUCUCAAGAGUCUCAAGGCACAUGCACAUGGCAUUGCCGAGUAAAAGUAGGGAACUGCUGCGGUGCUCGUGAGAGUAGUGAGUCGUCGUGAAGUCGAGUCGAGUAGUGCACGCACGCGCGUUUGGCCGACAAACUGUCGAGUAAAAGAGCGAACGAGAGAGAAAGAGAGGAAAAGGAGUGUGCGUUCUCGCAUAAAGUGAGUGAGUAAAAAAGGAAAACGCUGCACACGCAUACACAUCGACGACAUCGAGUGGUGAGAGCGAGCAUUGGUGUAGCGAGCCAGCGAGAGCGAAAGAGAGAGAAACAGAGAAAAAGGUGGCCGCUGCUCUCUUCGCACCGGUCUCAGUCAAACAGCAGUGUUAUAACAGCAGUCAGCCAGUGAGCAGCAGCAAUAUAAUUGCCUAGAGAGCGCUACCGUAGCAGCACGCAGAGUGCGGGAGAAAGAGAUAGCGAGAGAGCUUGCGCGUUUUCGCUCUCUCCGGACGGAAGGAAGGAGCUGCUGCUAGGUAAGCCAUAAGUUCUGAGGGUGCUGCUGGUGACGGGAUUACGGUGUGUUGCAACGCCGCUGACCGCCACCGCCGCCGCCGCCGCCGCCGCUGGCGCUAUUGCUUAUUGGUGCGCGUGUUUAACUCGAGAUCGCUGUGUAUUUUGUUGUUCCUUCGUUCCGUCCGUCCUCUGCGGCUGAAUCAUCGAGAGCAGGUGUGCAGUAGUUAGAGAUCAACGACGAGAUCAUGAGCAUGAGCGAGGAGAGCAAUCCGCGUACGCUGUACGUGGGCAAUCUCGACGGUACUGUGUCGGAGGACCUGCUAUGCGCCCUCUUCUCGCAGAUUGGCCAAGUCAAAGGCUGCAAGAUCAUCCGUGAGGCCGGUAACGACCCUUACGCAUUCGUUGAGUUCACCAAUCACCAGUGCGCGGCGACCGCGCUCGCCGCCAUGAACAAGCGCCUCUUCCUUAACAAGGAGAUGAAGGUUAACUGGGCCACGAGUCCCGGCAAUCAGCCCAAGCUCGACACCAGCAAUCAUCAUCAUAUAUUCGUCGGCGAUCUGUCGCCUGAGAUCGAGACGCAGACACUGCGUGAGGCCUUCACCCCUUUCGGUGAGAUAAGCAACUGCAGGAUCGUUCGGGACCCGCAAACACUCAAGAGCAAGGGCUACGCGUUUGUCUCGUUCGUGAAGAAGAGUGAUGCCGAAGCCGCGAUCACUGCAAUGAACGGUCAGUGGCUCGGUUCGCGAAGCAUUAGGACCAACUGGUCCACCAGGAAGCCACCACCGCCACGCACCGAGAGGACCAAACACGGCGCCAACAAGCCUAACUACGAGGAGGUUUACAAACAGAGCAGCCCUACCAAUUGUACUGUUUACUGUGGUGGAUUCACAAAUGGAAUUUCAGAAGAUUUGAUAACGAAAACUUUCUCACCUUUUGGCACCAUACAAGAUAUUAGAGUAUUUAAAGAUAAGGGUUAUGCUUUCAUUAAAUUUACUACAAAGGAAGCUGCUACACAUGCUAUUGAGAGAACACAUAAUACAGAAGUGAAUGGUAGCAUUGUUAAAUGUUUCUGGGGAAAAGAAAAUGGUGAUCCAAACAGUAUUGGCCCUAAUGCAAAUCAGCAAACACCACAGGUAACAGGAGCAGGUACGGGUCAGUAUGCCUAUGGAUAUGGGCAGCAAAUGAGUUACUGGUAUCCGCCAAACUAUCCACAAGCAAUGCAAGGCCAAUUUCUUCAACCAGCUCAAUACUAUGGACAAUACUAUGGGCAACAACAGGCUCAAUACAUGAAUAGCAUGAGAAUGUCUACACCAGCCGCUGGAACGUGGCAGCCAGGACAAGCUGCUACGGCACCGCCAACAUCUGCCACACCAUUGCCUCCAGGGCAACAACCAAUGGUAACUUAUACCAUGCCACCACAGUAUCCCACGCAAUGAGAGGGUACGAGCAAUUUUUAAAAAAACAAAUCAGAAAAAAAAUAACAAAAAAAAGUAUGACAGCUGAAAGUUCUGUAUGCAAUAGUUGACUAUGGGAUUUCUCGAAAACAGAUUAAACACGCUCGUACCGGCCGUUCUUGAUUGUACUGACGGUUUUUGAUUUACGCAAUUGUUGUGCACCUUUACACGAUCACACAUACACAGUCACAUGUAUGGUAUGCAUAUAAUUAUAUUUAUACAUUGUUCGUUCGACAGUACAAAGAGAAAUGCUGUUCAGGUUUGAUAAAAGAAAAGUGCUCUGAACUAUUUUUUAAUGAUCUAGAGUACGAUUUACACGAUUUUUCUAGAAAGCCGCAUGAGAGUUGAUAGCCUUUUCUGUUUCGGUAAUACGUAGUUGUUAAGUAGUAGAAAUUAGAUAGGACUAUCGCGUUGUUUGCAAAGAAAAAAAGAAUGAAAGUUGAAAAAGCGUCGGUACAAGUUAUCAUCUGUUUUCGAGAUACCCCAUACAGAGCCCUGCAUUCGUUGUGCGGUGUACACUAUAUUGUAUGUACGCGUAUGAUAUGACCAUUGCGAUUGUUGUACUUUUUAAUAUUCUUCCCUUUUCUUUUUUCCCCUUUCCUCUUUACUUUCCUUGUUCCCUCAUGUCUUUUUCAAAUGUCAAUUUUUUUUCUUUGUUGUUUUACGGUCGAAUGAACGCAGUGACUUUUUGGAGUAUUUGAACACUCAUAAUCGACAACGGCGAUUAUGGUAGACGAGAAUGCGUAGGUAUAAGGUAGAGGAAACGAUAGCUAUAUACACCGCCUGUGAUGUAGCUAGAAUUUUUCAAAACACGCUGUCAAACGCGUAUGCAGGGCCCUUGUCAUGUGCAAAAACUAACAUGACAACGUUUUUGCUUUAGAACUUACCUUUGCUUUGCGAAUCAUUAUCGCCAGUGGCUGAUUGAUUGAUUCAAUCAAUAAUUUUUUAUAAAAAUACUACAAAUUACAAAAAAAAAGUAAAAGUCACGGUACAGCGACAAGUUUGAAUGUUCUAUUUUGAAGUAAUAAUUUGUUGCAGCUUCGCUAGUCAGAUUUAGUAGUCAAUUUUUACGGACUAAAAGACGAACGAAGCUUGGUCACUAAUUAAUAUUUAAUUUUUUACAGAUCAUUAUAUUUCAGUAUGUUACCAUUCCGUUAAAUUUGAAAAUUUAGAAUUUUACUUAGAAAUUAUAACUUCGAUCGAACGUCUUCCGCAAAACAUGUAAAGCAUUGUACAGUCUUAUGUAAUAUUCAGUAGAGCCAUUCUAUGAUUUGAUGCCAAGUACUUACCAUUUUUAAUAUCUAAAUUCUAUUGUACAGUAUUGUUUUUACUGUUCAAACAUAAAAAAAAGAAAAAAAAUAAUCGUGAUUUUUUAAAGAGGCCACUGGUGAUAAAAUAUCCACUCUGUCGAUUUCUUAUAAGACAAAGCAAGUGUAAAAAAGAUAGUAAGUUUAAAAAUUCAAAUUUGUAUAAUUUGAUUGAUUGUAAUGCAAGGCAAGGAUGGCGAGUGAGAAAAAGUUAUAUGAGAUAAUUGAUUGAAAUAAUAAAAAAAUAAAAACACUGAGCAAAUACGAAUCAGUAAAGUGACGGAAAUGAAGAAUGUUAUAUAAAAAUUAAUUUAGAUACGGUAGGGCGUAAAGCCCUCCUCGACAAUGCUUAGGAUAAUGUUAUCUUAUAAUAAAAACAAAUUGUCCUUUGAAUGAGAUGAAGGAAUAAAUAUUUAAAAUA